AUGUGCGACGCUGGAGUUGUCACGUCUUCCGGGCCGCCACACAUCGGGGUCGCGACACCCACCGGUGUUACCGUGGAUUCGCCCGUUCCCGGGUCACCACGGUCACCGGAUUCUGCGUCGCCGCAAAGACCAUCUUCAUCUGCCAGGCAAGUCCUGGUUCUAUACGACCUCGGGCCUUCGUCGUCGUCGCCUGGCAAGGCUCCCGCCUCGCGCGGCUCGUCGGCGGCUUUGCCCGUUGGCGAUGCCGCGUUUCUGCCGAACGACAGCGGCCACAACGCGCUCUCCGACGACGUCGUGGUGUCUUCACCGCCGCUUGAUGCCGGGUCGUCCCCGGUUGUUUUGCCAUGGUUCCCGGGGUCUCCGGCCUCCUCCCCGUCGCCGUCCGCGUCCGUGGACGAGGCCUCGGCGGUUCCCGGCGCACCCGACGAAGUACCGGAGCAGCCCUACUCUGACAACGCGACGCUCCAGAUGCCACCGGACCACACACGCCUCCUCGAGGACCAGGCACGCCUGCUUCGCUCCUUGUUGCGAGACCCGCCCUCUGACGAGCCGUAG
Molecule: messenger RNA, 555 nt
Organism: Rhipicephalus microplus (southern cattle tick)
Lineage: Eukaryota; Metazoa; Arthropoda; Arachnida; Ixodida; Ixodidae
Product: predicted GPI-anchored protein 58
Source: RefSeq, a predicted model, not a curated record